Phycodurus eques (leafy seadragon) is the source of this 4786-nucleotide messenger RNA. RefSeq names its product zinc finger protein GLIS1 (gene glis1b). The record is from RefSeq and is a predicted model, not a curated record. Gene Ontology annotation, cellular component: nucleus. NCBI's taxonomy places the organism in Eukaryota, Metazoa, Chordata, Actinopteri, Syngnathiformes, Syngnathidae. Gene Ontology annotation, biological process: regulation of transcription by RNA polymerase II. The transcript is spliced from 10 exons. The coding region runs from base 145 to 3387 and encodes 1080 amino acids. Gene Ontology annotation, molecular function: DNA-binding transcription factor activity, RNA polymerase II-specific; RNA polymerase II cis-regulatory region sequence-specific DNA binding.
GAGAGAGAGAGAGAAAGAGAGAGAGAGCGAGGUGAUGCUGAUCGUCAUACAGCGCAGAUGAGGAUGCUAUCGAUCACAUCCUUCCAAUUUCCCGGCCAUGCACGCACGUGCGCAAACCCCCACCUCCCUCCUUAAACGCCGACGAUGAGGUCCUGUUUGGAAAAGUUUCCGAUGCAGAACUCCGCACCAGCGCAGUCCGGGAUGGUGAGCCACUGUCAGCCGACGUUCGGCGACUUCAGAGCGGACACGUGGGCGCGGCGUGCCGGAGCCACCGGCUUCGGAGGAGGUUACGUUUACCACCACCACCACCACCACCAGCAGCAGCAGCAGCAGCACCAGGAGCACACCAACGCCAAGCGGCCGGCCGACGGCGCCGCCGCGCCGGGCGUAAAAGCGCAUGUGGCCGCCAAAGCUCCGCGCUCCUGUUUCACUUUCCCACCGCUACAAGGUAACAGUGGCUACUGCUUAGAGAAAAAUGGCGACGCUGAGCUGGGGGGCACCAUGAUGCCAUGUGGGCAGAGUUUGCCGCUGCCUUUGGGAGGUCACCCGGGGGGGCUUUACCCGCAGAGCCUCCAGUGCGACAGCCCUGCGCCCGAUCUCCUUCUGCAGGACAGCCCUCACCAGGAUGCCAGAUCAUGCACUUUUCAGAGGAGCCUACCUGGGGCCUCGCCGGGCCUGGGCUGCGGCGGUGCCAGCAGGCCUCCGUCGGCUCUACCGUAUUUGGUCAAAGAAGAGGACGCCAUGGGCUAUACCGUUUCGAGCACGAUGCCCGGUGUCCAGGCUGCGUUUCACAACUCGAGGGCCGGGAUGGUUUUGAGGGCGUCGAGGGACGAGAUGGCGCACGUCGGCAACAACGGCGGCGAUAGCAUGUGCAUAGUGAGCGACGCUGCACCGGGGGAUGCGUCGCAACCCUUUAAUAAUGAAGACGGCUCCUCCCCGUCGGCUUUGUCCCCAGCGAGCUCCCGUCAUUCGGCGCGUCUGCUGUGCGCCGGCAGUCUGAAGAGACGUCGCCUUUCGCCGGUCUCGCAGUCCGCCAUCCAAACCGGCAGCGUCGCCGUCGCGGAUUCUCCAUCUGUGACCAGAACCGGCUCCGAGGAGAUCAACAUCACCGCCAUCAUCUGCGCUUCCACGCAGAUGUCAAUGCUGGCUUGCGUCAACGGCUUCCGCGCUAACCUCUCGCCCAGCCACGCUAGCAGUGGCAGAUUCUCUUCCCCCUCCUCCUCUUCCUCCUCAACAUCCCCACCGACUAUCCCCUGCCCUCGGGAAGCCCCCCACAAACUCCCGCAGCACCAAAGCCCUCAGCGGGCCUCGCUGCAGGAGAGCUGUCAGCUAUCAAACUCACCUGCCACCUGCCUGCUGUCCCUAUCCUCCUCUUGCUCCUCAUCCUCUUCUUCUGUGUCUUCAGCGGAUCCGGAGCAAGGCCAAGGGUCGUGCGAGGAGCAGGGCUCCAUGCAGCUGGGCCGUGGGUCUGGAGCAGCCCCCCUGGGAAAUGCAGGAGGAGGCGGAGGGGGCUCGGAUGGGUUGGGGUUAUUCAUGCUAAUGUCGGGGACGCUACAAACGGCGGCUGAAACCGGGGUUGUACUGGACAGGAGUCAAAGACUGGGGGCUGAAACUGGGACUCUACUGGACAGGAGCCAAAGAUCGGGGGCUGAAACCGGGACUCUACUGGACAGGAACCAAAGAUCGGGGGCGGAAAACGGGGCUCUGCUGGACAUGAGCCAAAGGUCGGCGGCCGCACUCAAACAAGAACCCUUAGAUGACUUCACCCCCAGUGAUGACGAACUUUUGCAACACCGCUACCACCAUCACUUAAGUGGCCGCAAUGGGCACUUUCGUCACCUUCAUCAGCAUUCCCGCUCUGCCAUGCCACCGCCUUACCACCUGCACCAAUAUGCGGGGGGCGGCCUUCUGAAUAGUCAUACCCAUCAAUCGCCACCAGGCUCAUCCCUGGGACUCAAGUCGUCGUCGUCGUCGUCCGGGGGCCCUCCCGGGUCCCACGCGGGCCCGGAAAGCGAGGAAACCGCUGGAACGCAGGCCGAUAAGCAGUCGUGUCGCUGGAUUGACUGCAGUGCUGCCUAUGAGCAACAGGAGGAGCUUGUGAGGCACAUUGAGAAGGUCCACAUCGACCAGCGCAAAGGCGAGGACUUCACCUGCUUCUGGGCCGGCUGCAUUCGGCGCUACAAGCCCUUCAACGCUCGCUACAAGCUGCUCAUCCACAUGAGAGUUCACUCUGGGGAGAAACCCAACAAGUGUAUGUUCGAGGGAUGCAACAAAGCGUUUUCGCGUCUGGAGAACUUGAAGAUCCACCUGAGGAGCCACACGGGGGAGAAGCCGUACCUGUGCCAGCACCCCGGCUGCCAGAAAGCUUUCAGCAACUCCAGCGACCGCGCCAAGCACCAGCGCACUCACCUGGACACGAAACCAUACGCGUGUCAGAUCCCCGGUUGCACCAAGCGAUACACCGACCCCAGCUCCUUGCGCAAGCACGUCAAGAUCCACUCGGCCAAAGAGCAACAGGUGCGUAGAAAGCUGCGUCCGUGUCCUCACCUGGAGCAGGACGUGCUGAGCGACUGCGUGUCCGUGGCGCACCUGCAGACCUCGGCUCAGACGCAGCAACUGUACGGCAACAAGGAAGGCUGCGCUCCGGGGCUGAGCCAAGACGUGUUCGCAGGCUUGUACGCCGUCUCCGGCGCCCACCACCACCGCGGCGCCUCGGCCGAGCUCCUCUCCCCCGCCGCUAAUCCCGCCGCCGCCGCUGACCUGCCCUCCCGACAGCACUGCCUGGACCCGGACCUCAACAGCCCGCGUCACCUGUCGCCCAUGGCCGCCAUGGAGGGCACCAUAGACGGGGUGUCAGGUCCGCUCCUCUCUCCGGGGAUGAAGGGAACCGGCACCCCCCCGCCUCCUCCUCCUCCUCCUCCUCCUCCGCCUCCUCCCCCCGCGUUGGACAAGCAUCACGUCCAAGCUCAGCACAAGCCCUUCUCUCACUAUCACCACCAGCAGACUCCGAAUAACGAAUUUCAAGGUAGCUUCCAGAGCUGCUUCCACUUCGCAGACUCCUACCGGAUGGAGCAGACGGUGAGCGGCGGAGAUUGUCACGCCUACGCUUCCCAUCAGCACAAUGGCUUCCACAUGGCCACCAGCGACUCUCUGGGCUCCGCAGGUGAGGCAUCCCAUAAUGCUCCCAUUGAGGCCAAGGUGACCGUUCCACCUGUAACAUGGUUGCGUGUGCCGUGUAUGUAUCUUCCAGGCUUCAAUUUGAGCCAGGAGCUUCAAGGCGGCCCGGGGUGCCAGUUCUCCUCCAGUCCAGAGGAGGGCGCCUUCUUCCAGGCGGGCAGCUUCGAGCGCGGCCUUAGCCACAUGUCGUCAGUGUACACAGAGUCGUAGACACGGAUGUCAGAUUUUGAACUUUUCACCAAGGCGUCACACUUACAGUACUUGCGGGGGGCAGAAGUCGGAGCUUUCCGCUGCUAAACAAACUUUUCUGUGUCAUUUGAACGAGACGCAGCUAUCGAGAAAACAGGAAAUUGCUUGAAUGAUGAUUUGAGCCUUCUUCUCUACUGCCGUUGUUUGAAUGUGUGACGUGUCAGUCAGACAAAUGAUGUUACGUGAUGUGACGUUGACCGUAAUUUACAUUUUAACAGGUAAAUUGAUUAAAAAAAUAGAUGUGCUGGAAAUUCAGACAUGCAGUGGUGCCUUGUGAUAAGGUUUACGAGUUUAAGUGAACUGUCAAACUAAACAUAAGACAGAGAAUUGCGUAUUUAUUACAAGCACAUAGCUAUAGUACAGAUUGGAGGAACACGUAGACAGAAAAUUGAACAAUACAGGCAUAUAUUUUUGAUCCUCAGCAAACAACGGCUUCUACUAUUGCAGCUUAUGAGCUUAUGUAUAUCCGUAUGUCUGUAUUAUACUGGACGACUGGUGAGAGCGUCUGCCUCACAGUUCUGAGGACCGGGGUUCAAUCCCCGGCCCCGCCUGUGUGGAGUUUGCAUGUUCUCCCCGUGCCUGCGUGGGUUUUCUCCGGGCACUCGGGUUUCCUCCCACAUCUCCCAAAACAUGCAUGAUAGGCUCAUUGAAAACUCUCAAUUGCCCGUAGGUGUGAAUGUGAGCGCGAAUGGUAGUUUUGUUUCUAUCUGCCCUGCAAUUGGCUGGCGACCAGUUCGAGGUGUACCCCGCCUCUCGCCCGAAGAUAGCUGGGAUGGGCUCCAGCACGCCCGCAACCCAAGUGAGGAGAAAGCACCCGGAAGUACCCUGGCGCCUUUACAAACAAUAUCAAAAGGUCUACACAUGGACACUGCCUUGAACGUUGAAUGGUACGUCGCCGGCCCGGCCAUAUUGGAUGUGGAAAAGUGGAGCGAUGGGUGAAGAUGCCUUAUUCAUUUGCUGCUGAGAGACUAAGCCAGAUCUCAUGGGAAAAAGACUAAACAAAGACUUUGGAUUAUACAGUGUACAGACCCACCCGCAAUAGGCGAAAAUCUGCAAUAUAGAAAGACCAUUACAAAAUCCCAUCCACGCUUCAUACAUUUAAACUUAUUAAAACACAUUGUAAACAUUUGAACAUAAAAAUUGCAAGCAUAAAAUGUGUAGAAAAUACUGUACAUAUUGUUGCGUUUGUGUACAUGCAUGUGCCUUUAAGAGGCGGAGCCUGGAUGGGUGGCACGUGACGUUAGGCGAGUCUGCGUGCGAGUGUCUGGGCGUGAGCUGUGGCCGACAGCAGCUCCCGUGUGAGUGUGCUUGUUGUGUUAAUGUGUUUUACUGUUCUGCCCGUGUUCAAUAAAUGGCUGAA